AUGUCGACCGUCGACCCGUUCGUGUAUCCGAUGAUCGCUCGCUCGCUCGCUCUCUUCGCGCUGAGCUUCGUCACCGCCGCCGACCGACGCGAGGACGACGCGACGUUGCGGUUGGAACUGACCUUGACCACGCGCGUGGCGUCGGCGAGCGCGACGCUUCGCGUCGCUCGUCGGACAAUGUCGCAUCCCGAAGCGUUCAUGCGCGCCUUCGCCGAAAUGCUCGACGCGUACGGUCUCGAACAGACGAAGAUGUUUUCACACGCGACGCUGUUCGUGCCGACGGCGUCCAACUGCGCGGUGCGGUUCGCCAAGAGUCUCGGCGCCGAGUGGAGCAGACAGGUCGUCGAGAGCGUCGGAGACGAAGUUCAAUGUUGGUUGAUACUGGAUUUUGAAUGGUCGGGCGCGCAAGAUUCUCGAACAACUUUCUUGCGGGACACGUUCGGGCUGUUCUUGAAUGGAUUGCGCGCGGCGAUGUUGUUUGUUGAUAUUGGAGCGCGAGUCGACGAAGUCGUGUACGACGACGAACGAUCGACGGCAAACGCGGCGACAGUAUUCGUGAACUGCGCUCGGCGAAUCGGGAUCUCGGAUUCGACCUGGGCCGCCAUCGUGCGCGUUGUCGUUGGUUCGAUCGAGAGUCGCCCCUUCAUCGACCGCGACGGUAUUUCGGUGUACAUCAACGGAAGUUUGAUGCCGUGGCGUCAGACUCGCGCCAUGGUUGAUCAUUUGUGGACGCUCGACGAACGAUUCAAAUCGUUUGGACUCCCUCCGCUUCGCCAAGAUCUCACUUUGGACGCCAAUGCCGAGCACGUCGUAUACUUUGCGCCACCUUGUGAGACGACAACGACGACGACGUACGUGCGCCGCGUCACGAUACACUUUCUCUCCACCGCGGCAAAGCCCGCCGACGUGGUUUGCUCGGCGUUUCCGCUCGCGGGUGUCGCCGACGCGAUGAAAACCACGAUGACUUCCGAUAUUCCGAUACGCGUCAGCGCAGAGUUGUCCACCGCGGGCAUGUUCGACGCCCUGCAAAUACUGAAACGCGACGAUCCGAUGCGAUUUAGCUCGGCGGAGGAGAAGGAAUUCAUUGAGACGAGCGAUCGCAUCGGCCGGGGCGUGCUCGCGAUUUUAGAAUCGCCCUCGAGCGACGUCGCGCGAGACUUUUGCUCGCAGCGCGAUGCGGAUGAUGAAGACUGGCGACGAAAGGUGCUGAGUAACCUUCGAUCGAGUCGCGUGUACGCGGCGAAUUGCGUGGAGAUGAAGUGA
Ostreococcus lucimarinus CCE9901 is the source of this 1263-nucleotide messenger RNA. RefSeq lists its product with no specific name. The record is from RefSeq and is a predicted model, not a curated record. NCBI's taxonomy places the organism in Eukaryota, Viridiplantae, Chlorophyta, Mamiellophyceae, Mamiellales, Bathycoccaceae. The coding region runs from base 1 to 1263 and encodes 420 amino acids. The transcript has a single exon.